Molecule: messenger RNA, 1842 nt
Organism: Myotis myotis
Lineage: Eukaryota; Metazoa; Chordata; Mammalia; Chiroptera; Vespertilionidae
Gene: SERPINA4
Product: serpin family A member 4
Exons: 6
Coding region: 340-1599 (419 amino acids)
Biological process (GO): negative regulation of endopeptidase activity
Molecular function (GO): serine-type endopeptidase inhibitor activity
Source: RefSeq, a predicted model, not a curated record
UCUCAUUCACACCCCGGCGGCAUCGAGGGCUGCCUCCCUCCCGUCCUUCCCCCAAGGGCUGGGGAGCGUCCAGCUGCCCUGGCAUCGGCAUCGGCAUCGGCAUCGGCAUCGGCCAAGGGAGCGGAGCUCACCGAGGGCUGGGGAGAGCGAGCGGCGUCGAGCUCCGUGAGGAGGACGUGCAAUCGGCCCCGGGCCCCGGGACUCUGGGGUGCGCGGUCCUCCAAGGCCAGCGCGCAGCUUCCCGAGCUUCUUUAUCUCCGGGGAUGCACCGGCCGCACUGCUCUGGAGCGGGACAGGGCAGAGACCGGCAGAGCUGACAGCGACCUGAAACCGCAGAAGAUGCAGCGUGCAGACCGCCUGCUCCUCGUCCUGCUGGGACUGCUGGCCCUUCCCCACGGUGGCCGGGGUCAAGCCGACGGCCCCCAGGAGGGUCCGGGCGCUGAGGAGGCCUCCCCCAGCCUCCAGAUCGCCCCGAGCAACGCAGCCUUCGCCUUCAACUUCUACCACCUCGUGGCUUCCCUCAGCCCCGGGAGCAACAUCUUCUUCUCCCCGCUGAGCAUCUCGGCCGCCUACGCCAUGCUGGCCCUGGGGGCCCGCGAGGACACGUGGGCCCAGAUCCUGCAGGGCCUGGCCUUCAACCUCACAGACACGUCGGAGCCGGACAUCCACCGGGGCUUCCAGGACCUGCUGCACACGCUCAACCGCCCCCACGACAAGCUGGAGACACGCGUGGGCAGCGCCCUCUUCCUGAGCAAGGACCUGCCGCUCCGGCCGCAGUUCCUGAAUGACACGGCCGCCUUCUACGGGCCCAGCCUGUUCCCCGCCGACUUCCUGGACUCCGAGGGCACCGCCCAGCUGAUCAACAACCACGUCAAGAAGGAGACCCGCGGGAAGAUUGACAACUUGGUCAGCAGGCUCAGCCCCGACACGGUGAUGGUGCUGGUGAACUACAUUUACUUCAAAGGUCGGUGGAAGAACCCGUUCGGCCGCUACGUCACCAAACCCCAAGACUUCCACGUGGAUGAGAACACGGUGGUCAAGGUGCCGAUGAUGUUCCAGGACCAGGACAACCAGUGGUACCUGCAUGACAAGCACGCGCCCUGCUCGGUGCUCCGGCUGGACUACAAGGGCGGCGCCCGGGCCCUCUUCAUCCUGCCCGACCCCGGGAAGAUGGCGCAGGUGGAGGAGGUCCUGACGCCCGAGAUGCUCCGCAGGUGGAGCAGUUUGCUGGAGAAGAGGUCCUAUGCCCGGAAGCUCUGGCUGUACCUCCCCAAGUUCUCCAUCUCGGGCUCCUAUAGCUUAGACGGGCUGCUGCCGCAGCUGGGCAUCCGGGACCUGUUUUCGCAGCAGGCCAACCUGUCCGGCAUCUCCACACGGGAGAACCUGAUGGUGUCCAAGAGUGUCCACAAGGCCGUGCUGGACGUGGACGAGGUUGGCACUGAGGCUGCGGCGGCCACCAGCCUCUCCGUCACCUUCUUCUCCGCUGCGCGCAAUCCCGGCGUCCUCAUGUUCAACCGGCCCUUCCUCGUGGCCAUCCUCUCCACCGACACCCAGAGCAUCCUCUUUCUGGGCAAGGUCGUCAACCCCACAAAGCCCUAGCCGGAGCUGCUGCGCGCAGGGCGUGGUCGGGGCUGCAGAGAUGCCAGGGGUCCGGGCAGAAGCUGCUGGAGACGGGAAGGGAUGUGGGGGUACAAGACGGGUGUGGACUGGACACGCGGCCCCACACGGCUAUGCAGCCCCGCACCCCUGCAACCCCUUUAGGCAGUGUCUGCCCCGGAAGGGGGGAGACCCCCCCCUGCCCUGCCCUGAGGGUGGUGUGUGAAUUAAACAGCCUGAUAGCGA